CACUUACUUUCUUACAUCUAUAAUGGCUAUCUCUUCUUGCCUUUGUCACCAUCAAUUGGCACUCAAGAUUAACCUCUUGACGACUGCAUCCAAACACUCCAAAUCCACAUUCGCUCUUAAACCCAUCAACACCGAAUUUUACGGAAUACAUAUCGGAAACAAGCUAAGAAAUCAAUGGAGUUUUAUGAGAGGAUCAGGAGCUAUAAUCAUACCAAACGAAAGCUUCAAUCUGCGUCAAAACCAGUCAAAACUGCAAGUAUCAUGUUUUGCUAGUAUGCAAUUAGCGAGUGAUGCUUUUACAUUAGGAACUGCUGCUGUUCUUCCCUUCUACACUCUUAUGGUCGCAGCUCCAAAAUCCGAAUUGACUAAAAAGUGUAUGAGAAGUAGCAUACCAUAUGUAUUGCUUGGCGUUUUAUACUCGUAUCUUCUUUAUCUUUCGUGGACCCCGGAUACAUUUCGGUUGAUGUUCGCAAGCAAAUAUUGGCUGCCCGAGCUUCCGGGUGUAGCUAAGAUGUUUUCUAAUGAGAUGACAUUAGCCUCGGCUUGGAUCCAUUUGUUAGCCGUUGACCUCUACGCCGCAAGACAGGUGUAUCAGGAUGGAUUGGAGAAUGAGAUCGAGACGCGACAUUCGGUUUCUCUUUGUUUGUUGUUUUGUCCAAUUGGGAUACUUGUUCAUGCUAUCACCAAGGCUUUAAUUAGUACAUUUAGAGAAUCAAAAAGUGAGAUUCAUUGAUGUUUUUAUUUUUCCUAUCAAGUGGUGGUGCAUUUAUUUGCUCAAGUCUUUUAAUCUAAUUGGUUAUGGUUUUGGUG
This is a messenger RNA of Lactuca saligna, 810 nucleotides long. Lineage: Eukaryota; Viridiplantae; Streptophyta; Magnoliopsida; Asterales; Asteraceae. The record is from the annotation of a GenBank genome assembly.